AUGGGGGAAAAUCAAUUGUCCACACACGAGGCUGCAUCUGCAAGGCAGAAGAAAGUGGACGAUUGGUUGCCAAUAACGUCUUCCAGAAACGCUAAAUGGUGGUAUUCCGCGUUUCACAAUGUAACAGCCAUGGUCGGUGCUGGUGUACUCAGCUUGCCCUAUGCCAUGUCCAACCUAGGAUGGGGACCUGGAGUGACAGUCAUGAUUAUGUCAUGGCUGAUAACGUUUUACACCAUAUGGCAAAUGGUGGAGAUGCACGAGAUGGUUCCAGGGAAGAGGUUCGACAGGUACCACGAGCUGGGACAGCACGCAUUUGGAGAGAAGCUUGGACUAUGGAUUGUGGUGCCACAACAGCUAAUUGUUGAAGUAGGUGUGAACAUUGUGUACAUGGUGACGGGAGGAAAGUCAUUGAAAAAAAUCCAUGACCUUCUUUGUACUGAUUGCAAAGAGAUAAGAACUAGCUUUUGGAUUAUGAUAUUUGCUUCCGUACACUUUGUUCUCUCUCACCUUCCUAAUUUUAACUCCAUAUCGGGUGUCUCCCUCGCUGCAGCCGUUAUGUCCUUAAGGUAA
This is a messenger RNA of Brassica napus (rape), 570 nucleotides long. RefSeq names its product lysine histidine transporter-like 2. The record is from RefSeq and is a predicted model, not a curated record. Lineage: Eukaryota; Viridiplantae; Streptophyta; Magnoliopsida; Brassicales; Brassicaceae. The transcript has 2 exons. Gene Ontology annotation, cellular component: plasma membrane. Bases 1 to 570 code for a protein of 189 amino acids.